This is a messenger RNA of Spodoptera exigua (beet armyworm), 1019 nucleotides long. The record is from the annotation of a GenBank genome assembly. NCBI's taxonomy places the organism in Eukaryota, Metazoa, Arthropoda, Insecta, Lepidoptera, Noctuidae.
GUCGCCGCGAAAGGAGAAUAUUUUCAAGUUGUGUAUGGUUUUAUUUAAGAAGUUUUAAUUGAAAUUAUACAUUAAAUAGCAUAUUUAAUACGAUGGAACCGAGGUUGCGAGCUAUUCCAGAGCAAUUCCUAGUUCUAAUAGAUUUUAUGGAAAGGCGCGGCGAUAUCUCGAAACCCCAGUCGAGCGCUCAAGGUCGGUUUAAGGGCCAUCAGCUGUGGCAGGAUUUAGCGACUACGUUAAAUUCUGUUAAUGGUGGUGUUAAAAAAUCAGCAGAUAAAUGGAAAAAGGUGUGGGCAGACUGGAAGACAAAAACUAAAAAGAAAUAUUUAACUAUAAGGCAACACUCUUCUGGUGGUGGUGGGUCUAGCAGCAGGGCCUCUUUAACUGCAUUGGAAGAGAGAGUGGUUGCAGUUAUUGGAGUGUCUGCUGUGGCAGGCCAAGCUAUCCAAGAGCAAGGAUUCAAUAAACCAUCAAAUGACCCACCCUUGAUUCAUGUAGAAGACAGCUCCAGUGAGAUGCCAUCUGCAGAAGAAGAGAAAGGUGAGCUAGAGCAUUUCGUUCCAGAUUAUAGUCAAAACACUGAAUCCAUAGUACAAAGCCCACCACGCACAACUUUGCCACCGACACGAGAGACAGCUACAUCACCACCCCAGCUCUCCCCUUUUUCUCCCUCUCACCCGCGAACUCCACCAGCACGAAGCUCUAGGCGGCAGGCUUCAGCCUCCUCGCGGUCUUCUUUCCUAAGGGCUCGUAGGAACAGAGCAUUGACGCCAUUCGAAAGAGCAACAAAUAAACUACUAGCCUUUAAGAUCCGUCGACUUGAAUUCGAGGAGAGGCGUGACAGGCGCCUCCAUGCUCGCGAGUUGCAGAGGAUAGAGGUCAAUCGAGAGCAUAACCAGUUGUUACAUCAAUUAUCUUUGAUUGGUCAAAGACUAAUUGAUGUGUUGACGCGAUCAACUAGAUUGCCUUCUGAAUGAAUUUUUAAUAUUAUUUAGGUAAUUAGAUUAAUUAGGUUGGAU